Caenorhabditis auriculariae is the source of this 290-nucleotide messenger RNA. The record is from the annotation of a GenBank genome assembly. Lineage: Eukaryota; Metazoa; Nematoda; Chromadorea; Rhabditida; Rhabditidae.
AUGCUGUCGCUGCUUUAUCGAAUAAGUAAAAGGAGAAAAACUGCUUGAAUUGAAGUACUUGGAAUUAAGUUUCACGAAACGCUCCUCUAGUGGUGCUUCCGUUUGCCGUCGUCAUCGGGACUAUAGGCUAUGCAUUGGAACGAAGAUUUGGGCCGAAGCCGCCAACAAUUGAUUAUCUGAAUUCGUCGGUGCAGCAGCAGAGGUACCUUCGGCAACAGGCGAAUGAAGAAAAUAGAGAACUCGUCCCAGACAGUUUGUCCAUACUAUCGCCACGUCCCACAAACAAUUAG